CGCCUCUUCACUGUCGACGUUGACACUGGCGUUUGGGUACCAUUUAAAGAAGCUGCCAGUUGAGGACCUGUGAGGCGUCUAUUUCUCAAACUAGAGACUCUAAUGUACUUGUCUUCUUGCUGAGUUGUGCACCGGGGCCUCCCACUUCUCUUUCUGCUCUGGUUAGAGCCCGUUUGUGCUGUUCUCUGAAGGGAGUAGUACACACCGCUGUAGGACAUUUUCAGUUUCUUUGCAAUUUCUCACAUGGAAUAGCCUUCAUUUCUAAGAACAAGAAUAGACUGGCGAGUUUCACAGGAAAGUUCUUUUUUUCUGGCCAUUUUGAGAGUCUUAUCGAACCCACAAAUGUGAUGCUCCAGAUAAUCAACUAGCUCAAAGGAAGGCCAGUUUUAUAGCUUCUCUCAUCAGCAAAACAGUUUUCAGCUGUGCUAACAUAAUUGCACAAGGGUUUUCUAAUCAGAUAUUAGUCUUCUAAGGCGAUUAGCAAACACAAUGUACCAUUAGAACACUGGAGUGAUAGUUGCUGGAAAUGGGCCUCUAUACACCUAUAGAGAUAUUUCAUUAGAAACCAGACGUUUCCACCUAGAAUAGUCAUUUACCACAUUCACAAUGUAUAGAGUGUAUUUCUGAUUGAUUUAAUGUUAUCUUAAUUGAAAAAAACAAUGCUUUUCUUUGAAAAAUAAGGACAUUUCUAAGUGAUCCCAAACUUUUGAACGGUAGUGUACAUACAUACAUGCAUGUGGGGACAAACACAAAACUGUAACAUCAAUUAUUACUCACAAAACUGAAGCCAGAUUCAUUUUCCACAUUAUGCAUCACAUGUUACAUGUAAUUACAACAUUUAACAUCCAACAUUGGUCUCAGCUUUGCUACACAACAUGCACCAUACAUUGGGGAAAUAAAAAGAAAGACGAAAUCCUUGUGAUACUAAAUGAUUUUUCAGUGUGCGAGAUAGAAACAGUGGACGUGAGUUAUUAAAAUCUGGAAAAGAGAUGCAGUAAACUUGAAAAAUGUGUAAAGUGACAUGAAUGACAUCUUAAAGAGAGAUAGGGGUAAAAUAAUAAAUAACAAACUGCAAGUUCUGAAACACAUUCAGACAUAUCCUUACAAUAUGUUAUAAUAAGAUCAUUCGUGUAAAUUAUGUGUAGGUCUAACAAAGUAUGUAUGUAUUUCAUUAUAGUUUAUAAUUUUCAAUAAAAUGACCAUUACAUUUGGGUUAAGAGAAAAUUUAGCUAUUUAUAAUCCAACAGUAGUUGUUCAUCUAAAUGUUCUUCUAAGACCGUAUGUGGGAUAAUGUAAUAAAACAACGUGAUGUUUGGUUGCCUGUCCUCAGCAUCACAGACAGCAGUAAGCCCGCCCCCUCGUCGUUUGAUUGACAUCUCUGAUCCCGAGACAGCAGGGUGGCCAGUCACGCUCUCGCCAUGCAAAUGAGCCGCGCUCGGGCCGGGCGGGUGCCCAUGUGGACCAGCACCAUGCCUUGUUGUUCUGAGCGCUGAUUGGCUGGCCGCAGCCCGAUUGUUCCUCAUGCGCUGCGGGCCAGCGGCGAGAAAGAAAACACGGAGAACCGAUGGGUGGACCGGGCUUCUCUUUCUCGAUUCCCACGGAGACACGCGAACCCACCGUGAGAUCCACUUGAUCCCAACCUUUUUAAACAGAGGUUUCGAUACUGUUCGUGUACAUGUGUACAUUAUUUGGGAGAGUUAACGGUUGGUGCUUAAACGACAGCGCGGAGUCAGCGGGGGCGCUUCGGUCGCCGGGUUUUGCCAGAGGCCGUAGUAACAGGGCGGGGCAGGAACCAGGGAGGGCGGGUCUUAACGAGAACACGACUCGCCUUGUUGUGUGUAUUCCCGUGCUCGCAUCGCCAUCUUGUUGCAAUCCUAUUUUUUUUUUUUUUUUUUUUUUACCUAUGCGAGGAUCUACUUUCCGUUCGGCCGGAUUAAAAAUCGACUGUCUGGUUUCCGGAGAAGCACCGGGGACGAGCAGCUCGGGCCCGUGGGUGUGAACCGUGCACACGGCGCUUCCUACAGGGACGCUACCUACCCCCUCGGUCUUUUUCCUCCUUCCGUCCCGAGCCACCGGUUCGCCUGUCGUGAGGGGUUUACGCGCAAUGAGCAUCGAUACCCUUCUGGAGGCGGCCAGAUAUCUGGAAUGGCAAGCCCAGCAACAACAGAUCACACGUGAAGAGGAGCAGCGCAAAGAGAAGGAGCUCAUCAACAGGGAGGCCGAGUCGAGGCGCGUGGAACUUGUGACCGCGUUGUCUCAGCCAAUCAGAGCCAACCAUGUUGCUUGGGGCAAUGACACUCACAGCCAACAGCCGCACCCCCCUCCUCCCCCCUCUUCCCCACCCACUCAAGUCCCCGUCGCUGUCAUCCCAAUCCUCCCAGUUGUCACGUCGACGCCCUCCGUCCCGCUCCUCCCACUCGCGACGCAGAUUGCGGCGGCGGCGACGUUGCUCAACGGCUCGCCGCCAGUCAAGAACGCUUCCUCCCCGCCGCAGCAGCAGCAUCACGAGCUUCAGCAGCCGCCCUCUCCUCACCUGUUGUGUCCUCACCAGAUUAAGGUAGAGACAAGUCCGCAGCUGAUUGGCGCAAAGCCCAGCCAAUCACCGCCUGAGGUUCAGAUUCAGUACUCGGCCUCCAUCAGCACUAAUGGAGCUGGCUCUCUACACGCACUGGUCCCCCAUCAACUCCCACCUUCAUCUCAGCCACGGCCGAACGGAGUGAUGAUGGAGGAUCUGAGAGGGUUGGAGGGGAAGAGGAGGCCAGGAGGAGCGGGGACCAGAGAGGUGCAUAAUAAACUGGAGAAGAACAGGCGAGCACACCUCAAAGAGUGUUUUGAGAUGCUGAAGAAGAACGUUCCAAAUGUUGAUGAGAAGAAAACCUCCAACCUCAGUGUACUCCGCAGCGCUUUGCGUUACAUACAGACUUUGAAGCGGAAGGAGAAGGAGUAUGAGCACGAGAUGGAGCGUUUGGCCCGAGAGAAGAUCGCUACGCAGCAGCGGCUGGCCGAGUUGAAGAACGAGCUCAGCCAAUGCAUGGACGUCAUCGAGAUCGACCGAGUCCUCCGUCAGACCAUCCAGCCGGAGGACGACCAGGCCUCCACGUCCACCGCCUCAGAAGGAGAAGACAACUUUGAGCAGGACAUCGACGAGGACGUUCCUGCUCCUCCCAAACCAACGCUUCCCAUCUUGCAGGUCCAGCCGCUCCUCAACCACCACCUGUCGAUCCAGCACGCCGCCCCGCCUCUUCCCGGAGUCCUGACCACGCCCUUCUCCUCUGCUCCCCCUCAUGUCAUUGCACCUGCUCUGGCCCCGGCUCCGCCCCCUCCAGAGCCCCAGGCAUUGCAGCUGCAGUCCACCGUGAUCGCUCACGCCGCCGUCUCCCACCCUUCAGUCAUCCAGGCCAUCAACCACAGCCUGCCAGCGAAUCACAAGCAUCUAACGUACAUUGCCCCGUCGCCUGGCCCCAUCUCCUCCAUCCAUCAGCCAAUCGCGGCGGCACCGACCGCCGGCCCUCACCAGCCGAUGGCCGCCCAGCCCAUCGGACACAUCACCGUCCACCCGGUGGCUCAUCUGGGAGGUCCCCUGCCGUCGAACCUCCCGACGCUCUACCCCCAGGGCGUGUCUGUCUCCCAGCCCACCAUGGUGGGCCACAUCACUCAGACCUUCACCCAUCACACCCUGCCGCACGUCCAGGCUCACCCUCAAGCCAACACUAACGGAGCCCAGAUGAACAGCCAGGGGAGCCCGUCGCUAGGGAAACCCACGGCGGUGCUGGCCCCCCACCAUCAGCUGGUGGGACAGGCAACUGUCCUCAACCCCGUCACCAUGGUUACAGUCCCAACUUUCCCCGUCAGCACACUCAAACUGGCCUGAUGGUUAAAAAAAUGAAUAAAAAAGGUGGGACUGAUGGAAGUCAGUUGAAGGAGAGAAAAGCUCCGAACUUCUGGAAUGCGUUUCAACACUCCGAAAAAUAAUCAAUUGCAGAGAAACUCUUGCAGGCAAAAAUUGACAAAGAAAAACAUGAAUUGUUUUUUGGGACAACUUGUGGUAAAUAUCUCCAGAGAUAUUUUGGUCACAGCUCUGUUAGUUUGUGAACAAUAACGUCAAAGCAGUCAGUGGGUCAGGCCAUUGUUUGUGGAAAAUAAGACGCUCGUCUGCGCUGCAGAGACAGGAAUUCUGUUUUACCUUCCUUCCUACUUCUUUCCUUCCUCCUCUCCUUUUACAACCAGAAGCACUAACACAAUAAGCUCAGUUCACACUCAGGCAUCAAGGAUCGUACCGUAACUAUUCAUCCACUCAUCGAGGGAAAAUGAGAGAGUUGCUUGUCGUUGGACUGUUGUCGUGGUAAUUCAAUUUGUGCCCAUUUUUAUACUCGUACUAAUCAUGAUGUCACGUUGAACAAUUCUGGUGGAAUAAUGUCACUGAUGUGUUUGAGAGCAGGAGGGAUUUUAGUGGGCGAAAGUAGAUCCCAUUACAUAGUUGGCUGAAUAGAACUUUUCACUCUUUUAUAUUGCAUCCCGUUUGUUUUUUUGGGCUGUUGUGUCUCCACAAAGUGACUGUUAAUCAAUUUCCAUUUACCUCCAAAUGAAGGUUCCUUGCUACUUCACUUGGUACCACACACCUUGCACAUAGUUUAGCAAAAAAGAAUCAACAGUGCAAUAAUAAAACCAGAUCUUCAGUUCAAAAAGAAGACAAGGAAAACCUCACUGACUUUGGUCACGCGUGUCCCAUUCAAUCUUGUAGUUUGUAUCCACUUUGUCUCUGUUCUUAAAUACGGAGCAACUCCAGAUAACUGCUCCUUAAUAACUAAGGAUGGGUUAAAUGCAGAGAACUAAUUUCCCCUUGGGGAUUAAUAAAAGUGUAUAUUCUAUAUGAGGAGCCGGGUUGAAGGGGAACACUUUGGGCAAUGAUUGCGUGGUUUGCUCAACAGACAGAAUCGUCUGUUUUUACUGGCCUUCUGGAGAUAUGUAGGGACAACAUGACCUUUGCCUGUUGCCUAUUGGAGAUUCAGAGAACGAGUUUAAAAAAAGUAAAUUCAUGCAGUCAGUUAAAAUAUAAAUAGUUGAGACCUUUCUGACAUGAUGCUGAACCAGAAUCUACAAUAUCCCAAACGGCUAAAACGUGUGUGGUGAAUUUAAUGUCGAAGAACGAAAAAGACUCCUGUAGAACUGCUCUCAUACCGUCAGUGGCCGGUAUUCCUGUCGGCUACGCAGGCGUCGGCCUCCUCCCUCUGAUGCAACAGCUCCCUCUGCUGCCUCGGCACACCUCGUGCUGAUGACACCUGCAACACAAACCUCCCGCACAGGCUUUUAAUAUCUGGGGAAAGCGUCGAGAGACAUGUUGAGUGUAAGAGUUCCCUCUUGACCUUGAAGAAGAACAACAUCUUAACUCGAGGAGUGUUCUGCAUUUUAUUACUUAAAGCCACGUGAGAAGAUUGUACGAUUGUGAGAUGUGGUGGCAACUAUUUAAUGGUAGUAAAUGGACCGUGAGUUAAGAUUUUGAUUUGUCAAGCUAGGUGAGAUACAGUUUUCUCAUAAACCAUUGUGGAUAUAGCACAAAGAAAUGUUAAAAGGACUGGAAAGAGUCGUUUUUAGGUUUAAAAUGAGUUUACAUAUUGCAGUUUUGUGACAAUUUGGCAGCAACAUGAUCUUUUGUUGUUCUUCUUUUUAUUUUACAACACACACGAUGCCAAAUCCUCUAAAGAAAAUCUGUUUCAAAAUGUUUUCAUUUGAAAAUGUGAUGUGACACCCACUUUUUCUUGGUCUGUGUCUAUGUGUGAGUGUGUGUGUUCAUGUGUACACACUCAAAGUGUGCAUGGCCUCACAGCCUUCUUGCCAGCCUAUACUUGUCGCACCAUGAAAUCUCCCAUCAUUGUAUGUGUUCGUUGUCAAUGUUGCGUGGAUCUGCGCCUCUGCUGUUUCUGUAUGUUAUGUCUGUAUAUGUGACCGUAUUCAAUAUGUUUUAUAUUCUGUACUCUAGUUAAUCCUACUGUACCUGUAGCAUGGCUGUUUGUUGGUUCUGUGUGUGUGUGUGUGUGUGUGCGUGCGUGGCAAGCGAGAUAUUUUUUUACAGAGGCUAUUUAUGUUAUGAGCCCGUUUGAAUGCUAUCGUGUGUGCCUAUACUCAGUUUUCCUGAACACUGUGACACCUCCGGCAAAACACAAACACAUUGAGCGAAUGCAAGAGACAAAGAUUUACUGUCAUGAUUUUCUUUUUUUCUUUUAUUAUGUUUUUAAUUUUUCCAUUUUGUGAUUUGGACUAAGAUGUGGAGUGGAAAAAGUAAAAAAACAAAAAAAGCUGUUGCUCUUUUCUUGAUAACAUGUCUAAUAUUCAAUUUGACUUUUGUAAUAUUUGUAUUUACGUAUGAAAGAUUUGUGAUGGUAUGCAUGUUUUGGCAUAUGAGUUUUAUGCAUCUUAAGAUUUUAAAUGCUUGUUUCUUUUUGGUUUUGUUUUGCAUGUAGAUUGCUGUUUAGUUUACUUUUUUUUAAACGUUUUGUUUUUCUGUUUAUUUUUGGGACCAUGUACAAUACUGUAUAACGUGGGCAAGCUCUUGGACCUCAUGCUACAUUGAUAUUAUAUAUGAAUAUAGAAACAAGUUUUCCCUAUGGAGAAAGUUUUAAGUUAUAUAUCGCCUGUACACUUUGGGCUGCCUUUUAGAUCUAACUGUCCACUGUUUAAGAUAACAAUGAUGAUAAUGGAUAAAACAUAUUAUUGAUGAAGAAUUAUGCUGAUAAAAUAAUAAAGAUUCUUAAUAAAUCUUAUUACAUUUACAACA
Pseudoliparis swirei is the source of this 6772-nucleotide messenger RNA. It is a transcript of the gene mntb, whose product is annotated as MAX network transcriptional repressor b. The coding region runs from base 2105 to 3871 and encodes 588 amino acids. Gene Ontology annotation, molecular function: protein dimerization activity; RNA polymerase II cis-regulatory region sequence-specific DNA binding; DNA-binding transcription factor activity, RNA polymerase II-specific. The transcript is spliced from 6 exons. Lineage: Eukaryota; Metazoa; Chordata; Actinopteri; Perciformes; Liparidae. Gene Ontology annotation, biological process: regulation of transcription by RNA polymerase II. The record is from RefSeq and is a predicted model, not a curated record.